AGGGAGGGGGGGAGUGGUGGGAACAGCUCCUUGGUGCUGAAAUUGCUUCAGCACAGCCAACCAGCGACGCGCAGGGGGGAAGAAGAAGAAGAGGAAAAAGACGAAAAAAAAACCCAAACAUUGAAUAAAACGAAGGAGGAAAAUUUUGACACAGACUGAACUCGAGCCAAGAGCCUUGGAGACAGAUGGCUGCCACUCAGGAUGCAAAGGGCAAAGCGGAGGGCGCUGACCAAAACUUCGAUUACAUGUUCAAGCUGCUGAUCAUCGGCAACAGCAGCGUGGGCAAGACAUCUUUUCUGUUCCGCUACGCCGACGACGCCUUCACCUCCGCCUUCGUCAGCACCGUGGGCAUCGACUUCAAAGUGAAGACGGUGUACAAAAACGACAAAAGGAUCAAGCUGCAAAUAUGGGACACAGCAGGCCAGGAGCGUUACAGGACCAUCACCACGGCCUACUACCGCGGCGCCAUGGGCUUCAUCCUCAUGUAUGACAUCACUAAUGAGGAAUCCUUUGGUGCCGUGCAGGAUUGGUCGACCCAGAUAAAAACAUACUCGUGGGAUAAUGCGCAAGUGGUGCUGGCUGGUAAUAAGUGUGAUAUGGAAGAGGAACGAGUGGUGUCCGUGGAUAGCGGCAGGCUGUUGGCGGAACAGCUGGGCUUUGAGUUCUUCGAGACCAGCGCCAAGGACAACAUCAACGUCAAGCAGACCUUUGAGCGCCUCGUCGACCUCAUUUGUGACAAAAUGUCCGACAGCUUGGACGGCGACCCGGCUGUUACUGCUGGAGCGCCCACCGCCAAACUGACAGACAGUGCUCCGCCCCUCCAGCAGCCCGGCUGCAACUGUUAGCUCCACUUACUGUACCGUGUUUUUGUCCCCCACAAACCUUUCUACCCACUCCUCUCGAUGUCUGGACCCUUUAGUGGUAGAGAUACUAAAAUGCUGUCGUACUAGCGCCUAAACUUCAUCACCUUCUAACGCAAGCAAAUACAAAGUUACAGGAUGUGCUCUUAGAGACACUGUCAAUAAACUCCAUGUUUGUCAUCCACUUCAUCGUAGAGCAUCCAAACUAAACCUAAAAUCUAAGUGAUAACGUCAUGUAACUUCUAUUUAAAGGAGACAUAUUAUGCAAACACUUUCACAAUCUUAAACAGUUUCCGCGUGUCUUAAAAAAAAACGGAUCUCUGAGGUUCUCCCGCCAAAGGACAAAGAAAUACAGCAUGCUUAAUAUUCCCCCUGGUUGAAAUCGGUCCACUCUCCAGAAGCUUCAUUUGCAUUUUUACACGUGGAGGACACACUUCACCACCAAGGCGCUGAAUUUCACUUUGUCAAUCAGUGUAGUGGUCAACAAACAUUUUGAGUCUGCAUGGUUUAUAUCAGAGGCUAAUACCCAGUGAAAAUGUUAGCUAAUGCUCAUCCAUGCUAACGCUCCAGCUCUGCUUACCUUUUGGCUUUGACAUAAUUGGUGUUCUGUACAAUCUCUUGACAAAGGUGGCUUUAGACACCUAGCUGCCAGUUAUGGGUGGAGUAAGUGUGGGGCGGUAACUAUAUAAAUUAGCCAAAUUGUGACAUCACAACAUGGCAAAAGUCAGAUUGUUUUGGCUCCCAGACAGUUUUUAAUUUCAUACUCGAUGACUGGGCCCGCACCCAACUAUUUGGAUACAAGCCCAUAAAAAAGUGAAAUCUCCAUCAUAUGUCCCCUUUAAAUCUUAGGCUGCCAAAUAGGGCGCUCUUAAGGAGUUUGUGUGUGUUUGUGAAUGAACUUUUUGGGAGUUUUCAGACAUUAAAAAAGUGGCCUUUUCGCACCCAACACAGCCUGACUCCUACUUGCGUUUUUUUGUUUUCUCCACAUGUACUCCAUCAAAGCCCCUUUUGAGCAUGCUGCCCCAAAAAAAAAAAAAAAAAAUCAGUACGUUUUCACCUUAAAAAGACAAGAUUUGCAAGACUUUUUAGAUGUCGUAACAGUGAAACUGUAGAGGAAGGGUACGACACACGAUUGGGGAUGGGGUGGGCUUGGGGGAAUUGACAGCCAUAGGCUGUGUUCAAAUUCACUGGCUGCGUUCUCCGAAAAUUUUCGGCCAGAUGACGUCACUACUUGCGCAACUCGACCUCGCGUUGUUUCCAAAUUAUUGAAAGACAAUUUGCAGGCUGGGUCCUUCGACACAGGUUCCUCCUCAUGUAGCCUCCGUGGACCGCAUGAGCCGUGGCGAAUUUGGACAGGCCUAAUGUGACUUAAUUAGACACCGCGUGCGGACGUGAGGUCUGCGACCAAAAAAUGCGGCCUUCGGAGGACCCAGCCUGUGAAUUUGGACACAGCUACUGUUUCCUUUGGGAAUCAGCAUUCUAAUGGAGCAAGAGCUCCCGCUAGCGGGCGCUGAAGGCACUGCAAAAGUGAGCUGUAUCCAAUCUCAAGGCCUUUUGAGUUCUGUUAGAACACUUGCAGUCAAUGAAAUAUGUGUGCCAAAAGAAAAAAAAACAAACACCCCUUUUAACUUUGUUGUGUAUAUGCAACAAAAUUGCAGGAAAAUGCAUGACCUUGCAAGUAGAUUUAUAUCCCAGUAUAAAUAAAA
Messenger RNA from Hippocampus comes (tiger tail seahorse), 2566 nucleotides. RefSeq names its product RAB3C, member RAS oncogene family (gene rab3c). NCBI's taxonomy places the organism in Eukaryota, Metazoa, Chordata, Actinopteri, Syngnathiformes, Syngnathidae. Gene Ontology annotation, molecular function: GTP binding; GTPase activity. The coding region runs from base 186 to 845 and encodes 219 amino acids. The transcript has 5 exons. The record is from RefSeq and is a predicted model, not a curated record.